AUGGCGAGUAGCAAUCCGACCGCCUCGCCUGCCCCGUGGAAAAGCCUGUUUUUGGAGCAUGUCUCUAAACAGGAAGAUCCAUAUAUGGCAGUGGCAACUGUGGAGCGAGAUCCCAAGAGCGGCUCGUCGAUUCCGCGUGUGCGAUAUUGUGGUUUUCGGGGCUUCUUCGGCGAGCUCAAGCUUCACCAUUCGGCAGAGAAGCAGCUAAAAGAGGAGAAUGAACUGAACCCAUCUUUGUAUGAGUCUGAUCUUUUGGCAUUUACGACGGAUGUGCGCAUGCAGAAAGUCGAACAGUUUGGUGAUUUUGAGGGAGCGAUCGAGGUGGUCUUCUGGGUAAAGGAAGUCAUGGCCCAGUGGAGGCUGAGGGGAAAGGCUUUUGUAAUCGGCGACGAUGCGAACAAGCCCGCUGAGAGAGAAUCGAGGUCAGAGAUUUCUAAAAGCCUCAGGAGAAAACCAAAUCCCUCAGACGACUCAGAGGCAUCUGCUGAAAACUGGACUUGGGAAAAUGAAGUUACCGCAUAUUUUGCCAACCACAGCCCUAUCAUGAGAGGUUCUUUCAAAAACCCAGCACCUGGACAGCCCUUGAGCGAAGAGCCAACCGACCCCAACCUCAAGCUGGGCCAGAAAGUCACAGGGCUUCACGAUGCCAUUGCACGGGCUAACUUUCGAGUCGUAGUGAUCCGGGUUGAAGAGGUAGACAGGCUGGACCUGACCCGCACAGAGAGGGCUGUUCGGUGGAGGAUCUCUGAUAGUAAUAAAACUGGGCAAUGGGAAGAAGUGGAGUUGUGGCCGUGA
Molecule: messenger RNA, 795 nt
Organism: Talaromyces rugulosus
Lineage: Eukaryota; Fungi; Ascomycota; Eurotiomycetes; Eurotiales; Trichocomaceae
Exons: 2
Coding region: 1-795 (264 amino acids)
Molecular function (GO): FMN binding
Source: RefSeq, a predicted model, not a curated record